This is a messenger RNA of Tetrahymena thermophila SB210, 1512 nucleotides long. RefSeq names its product transmembrane protein, putative. The record is from RefSeq and is a predicted model, not a curated record. Lineage: Eukaryota; Ciliophora; Oligohymenophorea; Hymenostomatida; Tetrahymenidae. The transcript has 3 exons.
CUCUUUGAUACUAAAAAAUAAAUUAUAAGAUAUUAAUAAUACAGUAUAGAGUAUAGAUUAAGUAAAACAAUGAAUCUAAAUAAAUUUAGCUUGAUAACAAGCGGUGUUACCUUGCUAAGUGCAAUUAUUAUUGCAGCGAGUCUUUCAAGCCUACCAUAAAUCUCUAUUUUAUGGUCUUACUUUUACAUAUUUGUGCUCAUGUUGAUACUUAAUAAUAUAAUAUUUUAUUAACUUUGUGAUGUGGAAAAUGAUGAUUGUUCUUAUUUUAUAAAAAUUUUGUUUCACAUGUCCAUAUUCAUAACUGGAAUAGUUAUAUUUUUAAUCUUUUAUUGCUUUUUUAUAUAUCCCCUUUAGUCUAUAACUUUUGAAUCUUUCACUGAUUGCUAAGUUUAAGGAAAGCUAACUAAAAAUCUUUAAGGUAGUGAAUCAUAUUCGAUUUUAUAUACUAACUUUAGAUACAAGGGCUAAAAUAUGUUAGGAUACGCUUGUCAGUCUAAUAACUACUCAAAGCCUUAUCAUUAAACGCCAUAUCCUUAUUAAUUUAUAAAAAAAAAUUCAUAUUACAAUUGUGAAAAUCCUAUUAAAAAUGACAAGAGUUACGAAUAACCUACUUAAAGAGUGGGAACAUCUAAAAGAUAAAGGGAAAUUUUGAAUAAAGUAGAAAAUUUCUAUAGUCGUAGUAGAAGUAGGACAAAUUAAGCUAAAGCUAAAGGAUGCCUACCCUAUGAUUUUAGCUAAGUAAAAUUACCAAGUUGGGCUUGUGUUGAUUAUAAUUUAAGUCAUGAAUAGUUAACUAAACCUUAGGACUGCUAUGUUAACUUUUAUGAAAACUAAUAAAAAGCUUAUGAAAAUUCAUAAGAAAGAAGAGAUUUAAGAAGUGUGAAUAAUUUUGCUUUUGUAUCAUUUUAGUCCCCUCUUUACUAUGAUAAAAAUAUGCUUUUUAGUAUAAUAAUUUAUGCUCUUUUUCCCUUUUUGUUAUCUUUAGAUUCUGCGUAUUACGAACUAUGUAAGUUGAUUAGAAAUUGUGUAUUUAAUAGGCAUUAUGAAUGAACUAUUUUCAUAUUUUCAACUUAGCGUUAAUUGAACCAAAAUAUUUUUAGUACUUUUGCUUAUAGAAGAUUAUUUAUUAUUACUAAUAAAAGUAAGUCUUUUAGUAUAUAUUAAGUACGUUUUAUAUUGAAUUUAAAGUUAAAUAUUAUAUCACUUUUGCUUACUUUCUUUAUUAGGUACCAAAUACAUUUUAGUUAUAAAAAAAAGCUUUUAAUAGCUUUUUAAAAAAUAUUAAUGUCUUUUAAUUAUAUAUGUAUGUAUGUAUGUAUGUAUGUAUGUAUGUACAGUACCCUAGGGUACUGCCUUUUUCAAGGUCAUUCAUCAUAGAAUUUUCAAAGCUUUAGAAUUUGAUUUGUCUCUUAAUUUUUUGCCUUUACUAUAUAUAAUAUUAUCGAUUUUGAUUAAACAUUAUUCAUGAUAUAUUAAAUUAAUAACAAUAAUAGUAAUACAUAAAAUUUUUGU